Molecule: messenger RNA, 1872 nt
Organism: Biomphalaria glabrata
Lineage: Eukaryota; Metazoa; Mollusca; Gastropoda; Planorbidae
Product: putative serine protease K12H4.7
Exons: 12
Coding region: 60-1580 (506 amino acids)
Biological process (GO): proteolysis
Molecular function (GO): serine-type exopeptidase activity; dipeptidyl-peptidase activity
Source: RefSeq, a predicted model, not a curated record
ACAUAUCACAUGAUCAGCUUGAUAACAUGACCAACUGUCUUAUCAUGUGACUGGACAUCAUGGUAUCUAACAGUGUUUUACUCGGUUUUGUACUCUGCACUAUUUUAUAUCAACAAUGCUUUGCUUAUGUACCUCGCAUGUUACACGGAAGACCUAAAGGAGGUUUAGUGGGAACGCCUGGUACAAAGCACCACUUGCUGGGAGAGACAAGACCAAAACUGCCCCCUGAACAAUGGUUUAUUCAGAAAUUAGAUCAUUUUAAUGGUGCAGAUAGCAGAGUCUGGAAACAGAGAUAUUUUGUCAAUGACACCUACUACAAGCCUGGCGGACCUAUUUUUAUCCAGAUUGGUGGUGAAGGUACAGCUGACCCAAUCUGGAUGGUAGAGGGCUCUUGGAUCAAGUAUGCUAGAGAAUACAAUGCCUUUUGUGCCAUGCUGGAGCAUCGUUUCUAUGGCAACAGUCAUCCAACAGAUGACAUGAGUGUAAGUAAUUUACAAUACUUAAGCAGUGAACAAGCUUUGGCUGAUCUGGCUGCUUUCAUUGUUGAUCUGAAGAACAAUGUUGAUCCUACUGCCAAAGUCAUCACAUUUGGUGGGUCUUAUCCAGGUUCUCUGUCAGCCUGGUUUAGGUUAAAAUAUCCUCAUCUUGUUGAUGGUGCAGUGGCAUCAAGUGCUCCACUUCUAUCUGAGAUUAAUUUUAUUGAAUAUCUACAAGUUGUCACAGACUCCCUUAGGACCUACGAUGGAACGGAUGCUUGUAAUGAAGCCAUAAGGAAAGCCACAGACUCUAUAACAUCAGCUUUGAAAACAGCCGAGGGCAGAGUACAAAUUAAACAAAGUUUUAGGCUUUGUGAUUCUAUUGAUCCCAGUAAUGAAAAGGAUAUUGCCAACUUGUUUUCUACAUUGUCUGGAAACUUUGAAAAUGUUGUUCAAUAUAAUAAAGAUAACAGAGCGUUUGAGGGUGCUCAAGGAACUAAUAUUACAAUUGACACUUUGUGUGGAAUCAUGACUGACCAAACCAUUUCUGAUCCUGUCCAGAGAUAUGCUAAGGUGAAUAAUUUACUACUUGACGUGUACAAACAGCCUUGCCAGGAUUACAAGUAUGACAAAAUGAUUGAUACUUUAAGGCAAACCUCAUGGACAUCUAGUGCAUCAGAAGGAGGUCGUCAAUGGACAUACCAGACCUGCACAGAGUUUGGGUGGUACCAAUCAUCUGAUGAUGUCAGGCAGCCAUUUGGUCACUCAUUCCCCAUAGAUUUUUGGAUUGAGCAAUGUCAAGAUAUAUUUGGCAACAAUUUCAAUAUCACCAUGAUCAGUGAUGCAGUCAAGAGAUCCAACACCGAUUAUGGAGCUCUCAUGAUUAAAAUUUCCAAAGUGCUCUUUCCUAAUGGCUCCAUUGACCCGUGGCAUGCAAUGGGAGUCCUAAAAGAUUUAAAUCCUGAUGCAAGAGCAGUUUAUAUUAAUGGGACAGCACAUUGUGCCAACAUGUACCCAGACUCACCAGAUGACCCUCCCCAACUUGUUCAGGCCAGGCUGGAGAUUUUUAUGCAAAUAGGAGAAUGGUUACAAGAAAAACACUAGACUGAAAUAUUUAACUAAACCUCCCUAGAGAUUAAAUGACAUGAGCCUGUAAAUUACAAGGUCACAUUCCUGUUUUGUAGAUCUACAUACCUGUAAAUGUUCCAUAUAAACUUUUAUAGCUGACAUGUUUUAAUGACAGUAAUGCUCUGUGUAUUGAUGUUUGUUGACAAAUUUAUUUAUUUUUUAGUGAUGCAACUAUCACAAGUAUGAUUAUUGCUUAGUAUGUAAGAAUAUUGUGGAUCAAUAUUUUGUUUAGUUGGCUUUUAAUAAAGUUUUUAUAUUUUUCAUUUAA